AAAAAGGGAGACCAAAUAAGAUCCAUGAAGAAAUAAAGAGUGUUGUCUGUCAAACCGAAAAGAAGAAUAAAUAGUUGAGGCACUGCAACUUUUGUCUCAAGUACCUUAAAUUUACCUUCAACUCUCCAAACAUGGGAGGUUCCACUGACCUCCUUACAUUCUUCCUUUUAUGCUUCUUCACCACUUUUUUCACUCUCUUUCCCACACUUUCCAUCUCCACAGAUACCUUAACAAAAUCCCAAUCCCUCCAAACCAACCAAACCCUCCUCUCCCCAACUGCAAUUUUCGAGUUUGGUUUCUUUUCCUACACCAAUUCCACCUGGUACUUGGCCAUAUGGUACAAAACCAUCCACCAUACAGAUAAAACUGUCGUCUGGGUGGCAAAUCGUGACACCCCACUUCAAAAUUCCAACGCUUUUCUCAAAAUAGACGACAAUGGAAACCUCAUCAUCGUAAACCAAUCCCAAAAACCUGUCUGGUCCUCCAAUCACACAACAACAAUAACCAACCCAGUUCUUCAGCUCUUGGAUUCCGGGAACCUGGUUCUUCGUGAAGAAAACGAGAAUGACCCCACAAGGUUCCUCUGGCAGAGCUUCGAUUACCCGACAGAUACCUUGUUACCCGGCAUGAAACUAGGUUGGAACUUCGACACGGGCAUGGAGAAACACAUAACCUCCUGGAGCACAAACCAAGACCCUUCAAGCGGGGAUUUUUCCUUCAAGCUAGAUUACCGUGGCCUGCCGGAAAUAUUCCUCUGGAACAAGGACCGGAUAAUCUACCGUAGUGGACCUUGGAAUGGCGACAGAUUCAGCGGGGUGCCCGAGAUGCAUCCCGUCACCGAUUCCAUUAAGUUUUCGUUCUUUGCGGAUGACCACCAAGUAUACUACACAUUCUCAAUUGCGAACCACUCCUUGUUCUCGAGACUCUCUGUGAGCUCUGUCGGGGAACUCCAACGCCUCACGUGGAUAGAAAGCACCCAGGUUUGGAACAAAUUCUGGUACGCUCCCAAAGACCAAUGCGACAACUACAGAGAGUGCGGUCCCUACGGAGUCUGCGACACGAACGAAUCGCCGGUGUGUCAGUGCAUCACAGGGUUCCGCCCCAGGAACCAGCAGGCGUGGAAUUUGCGAGAUGGGUCUGGUGGGUGUGUGAGGAACACGGGAUUGGCGUGUGGGAGUGACAGGUUUCUGCAUAUGCAGAAUGUUAAGUUGCCUGAUACAACGUCAGUGUUCGUGAACAGAAGCAUGGGGCUGGUGGAGUGCGGGGAUUUGUGCCAGAGGAAUUGUUCGUGCACUGCUUAUGCCAAUAUUGAGAUUAGUAACGGAGGCAGUGGGUGCGUGAUGUGGGUCGGGGAGCUCUUGGACGUCAGAAGCUACCCUUCUGGAGGGCAAGAUCUUUAUGUCAGAUUGGCGGCUUCUGAUGUAGGGGUAGAAGGUGAUGCUGGCAAGACAAGUAAUACAGUAAAGGAUAUAGGCAUUGUAGUUGGUGUUGCAGGUUUUAUAGUAUUGGCAUCUGGAAUUUUUAUCUUGUGGAAGAAGAGGAAAUUGCAACGUGUAUUGAAAUGGAAGACAGAAAAAAGAGGUUUUUCGGAAAGAAGUCAGGAUUUGUUAAUGAAUGAGGGAGUGUUAUCAAGUAACAGAGAACAGUCCGGUGAAAGUAACAUGGACGACAUAGAGUUGCCACUGUUUGAUUUUAGCACCAUAACAAUGGCUACAAACAACUUCUCUGAAGAAAAUAAACUUGGACAAGGAGGCUUUGGUAGUGUUUACAAAGGCAGGUUGAAGGAAGGUCAGCACAUUGCUGUGAAGAGAUUAUCAAAAAAUUCUGGCCAAGGAAUUGAGGAGUUCAAGAAUGAGGUUAAGUUGAUUGUCAAGCUUCAGCAUCGAAAUCUAGUUCGUUUGCUUGGUUGCAGCAUUCAGAUGGACGAGAAGAUGCUGGUGUAUGAGUACAUGGAAAAUAGAAGCCUUGAUGCAAUUUUGUUUGAUAAAGCAAAAAAAUCCUCACUUGACUGGCAAAUGCGCUUCAACAUUAUAUGUGGCAUUGCCAGAGGGCUUCUGUAUUUGCACCAAGAUUCCAGAUUUAGGAUCAUACACAGGGAUCUCAAGGCAAGCAACAUUCUACUUGACAAAGAGAUGAACCCAAAGAUAUCAGAUUUUGGUAUGGCUAGAAUUUUUGGCACAGAUCAGAUAGAAGCAAAUACGAUGAGAAUUGUUGGAACAUAUGGGUACAUGUCCCCUGAAUAUGCUAUGGAUGGAGUCUUUUCAGUAAAAUCUGAUGUUUUUAGUUUUGGGGUUCUUGUGCUGGAGAUAGUAAGUGGAAAAAAGAACAGAGGAUUCUAUUUGGCAAACAAAGAAUUGAAUCUUCUAGGGCAUGCGUGGAAGUUGUGGAUGGAAGGAAAUGCAUUGGAACUGAGUGAUUCGUCUAUUGACACAUCAUAUUCAGCAGCAGAAGUUCAUAGAUGCAUACAAGUGGGUCUCUUAUGCGUGCAAGAGCGUGCAGAAGACAGGCCGACAAUGUCUUCAGUGGUGUUGAUGCUGAGUAGUGAUACUGCAUCAAUGUCACAACCCAAAAACCCAGGGUUUUGUCUAGGAAGAAAUCCUACGGAAACUGAAUCUUCUUCAAGUAAACUAGAAGAAUCAUGCACUGUGAACCAAGUCACUGUCACAAUGAUAGAUGCUAGGUAGAAAAGAACGUGACCUCAUCUAGCUAGCACACCAGUAUAAUCACUUUAUUUUUUCUUAAAAGUUUAAACAAGGAGAAUCCCUUCUUUGAUAGUUGCAGUGUUUUUGAGGUAUAAUAUGAUCUUGUUUUUUAUGUA
This is a messenger RNA of Vigna radiata var. radiata (mung bean), 2818 nucleotides long. Its product is annotated as receptor-like serine/threonine-protein kinase SD1-8. Gene Ontology annotation, biological process: recognition of pollen; protein phosphorylation. Bases 132 to 2684 code for a protein of 850 amino acids. Gene Ontology annotation, molecular function: ATP binding; protein serine/threonine kinase activity. The record is from RefSeq and is a predicted model, not a curated record. The transcript is spliced from 7 exons. NCBI's taxonomy places the organism in Eukaryota, Viridiplantae, Streptophyta, Magnoliopsida, Fabales, Fabaceae.